CGUGGGUCUGGCUUUCGAUUGCCACCGUCGGAAGCACCAUCGGAAGCAGGAGGUGGCAUCGGGUGGGGAUCGGAAGAAGCAAACGGAAAUCCGAGAGCGGCAUUAUCCCAUCUCCCCUUCUUACUGAAACACGGAAUUAUGUCCUUGAACAUUGUCGUCAUCGGAGCUGGGCUCGGCGGGCUAGCAGCUGCCCUCUCUGUCAAGGAGGAAUCGCCCCAUCACGAUGUCUUGGUCGUUGAGUCAGCCCCUGUGCUCGCAGAGAUCGGCGCUGGCCUUCAGCUCACGCCCAAUGCCACUCGGCUGUUGCUCAGAUGGGGACUGGGGCCUAGUUUGGAACACUUAGCAAGUAGCCCGGAGGAAUUUGUUGUGCGUCGAUAUGAUGGCAAAAAGCUUCUUGGUGAGCGUCAAGGCUUCGCUGCGGAAAUGCUGGAAAAGUUUGGAUCGUAUUAUUGGGACAUGCAUCGAGCCGACCUGCAGCUUGCUAUGUACGAGCGGGCAAAGGCCCUCGGUGUACGAUUUCAAUUCGGAGUUCUCAUAACAGAUGUCAACCCUUCCCUACCUGAGUUAAUAUCUGACAAGGGUGAAAGGUUCACUGGAGACUUGAUCAUUGCAGCAGAUGGCGAGUAUCCUCCUCUACCUACAGGAGACCUUGCGUAUCGGAUUGUCCUCCAUACAAAGGAUCUGGAGCAUAAAGAGCUCCUUGAUUUUACCAAGAAAUCUAGGGUCUGUUUAUGGGUUGGCCCUGGUUGUCAUGCUAUAUACUAUCCUCUUCGAAAUAAUAGCAUGAUUAACAUCGUCCUAUUGGUUCCAGAUAACUUACCUGAUAAUGUGGCUAAGAUGCCGGGCAGCAUUUCAGAAAUGAAGGAGAUAUUUCAGAGUUGGGACCCACUUCUGCGAACGUUCUUGGAUCAAGUUGACAGAGUUGAAAAGUGGAAGCUUAUGCACUUGAAUGAGCUGGAUGAGUGGUUUAAUAAAGAGGCCACCGUAGCGUUCUUGGGAGAUGCUUGUCACCCAAUGCUUCCUUACAUGGCACAAGGAGCUGGAUCUGCUCUCGAGGACGGCGCAGCAUUAGGGAUUUUAUUGUCCAAGGUACAGAACCGGGAGCAGUUACCAGAGGUACUGAAGACGUAUCAGUCUAUGAGAGCGCCUCGAAGCACUGCGUUGCAAAAAUGGAGCCUGAAACAAAGACACAUCAAUCAUCUGCAUGAUGGACCCGAGCAAGAAGAGAGAGAUCGGCUGGCAGUGUCUCAGCUCUAUGACCAGCAACCCGGAUACCCUUUCUACUGGUAUGUGGACUGUCUCCGCGGAAAAUGA
Penicillium subrubescens is the source of this 1314-nucleotide messenger RNA. RefSeq lists its product as uncharacterized. The record is from RefSeq and is a predicted model, not a curated record. The transcript is spliced from 7 exons. Gene Ontology annotation, molecular function: monooxygenase activity; FAD binding. Lineage: Eukaryota; Fungi; Ascomycota; Eurotiomycetes; Eurotiales; Aspergillaceae. The annotation marks the transcript as partial. Gene Ontology annotation, biological process: secondary metabolite biosynthetic process.